GGAAGGCUUGUUCACCACAAACAUUGGAAGAAGGUUUUUGCUUUCUGAGACUGGCUGACACGGACACCACCUCCAGCCAGCUAGGCCCAGCCUUGGGCGUCCAGGGUAUCUCCUGAGGACAUCACUAGGCCUUCUGGAUUGGCAUGGUUCCCCUCCCUCUGGAGGAAGCUUUCUUCAGGCAUCACGGCACUCCUUGCCCUCUCGCUUGGGGGACCCUGCACUCUUCCUGCAGCCAUAUUUGCAUCCCAGUCUCCUAAUGCCUUGUGGAUGUGGAGUUCCAGUGACGCAGAAAGUAAGGCCUUCUCCUUGCCUCAGAGCAGUCCCUACAGAUCUCUGGGGUGCUGGGUGGGAGGCUGCAGCAGCUCCUGCCAUGUCCGCUUCCUGAAAUGCCAGGCCGUUGGGCAGAAUGGAAGCAGCCAAUGCCAAAUCCUUCUACUGGGAGGUUUUUCCCCCAAUGCCUGCCUGCCGGGUGUACUGCAGCCCGGCGUACCAAGAUGGACACCUCUAUGUGGUGGGUGGCUGCAGCCAGCAGGGUCUGCCGGUGGACACUGUGGAAAUGUUGGAUAUUGUUUCCCACAAGUGGACAGGGUUGCCUCCUAUGCCUACCCCACGGGCGGGGGCUGCAACGGCCAUGUUGGACAAGGAAGUGCUGGUGAUCGGAGGGGUGGACUCCACCCAGAGCCCCUUGGCUUCCGUUGAAGCGUACCACGUUGACGAGGGCAAAUGGGAGAAGAAAGCAGACCUGGCUCAGGCUUCCAUGGGUGUCUCGGCUGUUGAGAAAGAUGGUAACGUUUAUGCUUUAGGUGGAAUGGGUGCAGACACUUCUCCACAAGCUCUGGUGCAGAUGUAUGAGCCAACAAAAGAUUGCUGGCUGGCCCUGCCCUCUAUGCCUACGCCCUGCUAUGGAGCCUCCACCUUCUUGCAUGGGAACAAGAUCUACGUGAUGGGAGGAAGGCAAGGCAAGCUGCCUGUCACAGCCUUUGAAGCCUUUGACCUGGAAGUGAGGAGCUGGACCCGCUACCCCAGUGUGCCCAGCCGGCGUGCCUUUGCCAGCUGUGCCAUGGCGGAGGGCUGCUUUUUCAGCCUGGGAGGACUGCAGCAGCCGGGGCCCCACAACUUCUAUUCCCGCCCGCACUUUGUCAAUACGGUGGAGAUGUUUGACACGGAGGAAGGGUCCUGGAGCCGGCUGAGCCGUACCAUCCGCAUGAGAGACAAGAGAGCUGACUUUGUAGCUGGCUAUCUGGGUGGACGUGUGGUAGCAGCUGGUGGCCUUGGGAACCAGUCGUGUCCUUUGGGAUCUGUCGAAGGGUUUAACCUGGCCAGGAAAAAAUGGGAUGCCUUGCCCUCCAUGCCUACAGGCCGCUGCUCUUGCUCCAGCUUGGAGGCUGCCAACCUGCUCUUUGUGAUUGGAGGGGUGGCCCAGGGCCCCAGCAGCGCAGUGGAGGCCUUAUGUCUCCAGGAAGGGGUCUGAGUGACACUCUCUGGUGGAUACAAGCCACGUAGACUAAAGUGCCUGAUGACAGAAGACAGGAUGCAUGUACAAUGGAGCAAGGAGCAGAACGUGUGCUUGGUUAAUAACCAGGCAGCCUGCAGCAGUAGUGACCUUUCCUCUUGCUGUUCUCCAAAUAAGACACUUCAUCUUUGCAAAGCAUAGAGUUUCUCAGAGAUGAGAGGAGCCUCCCCUGUAAGCAGGACGAGGCUCAGCCGCUUCUCUUCGCCUGAUAGAGUAGGGGAGGCUCAGUGGAGGUUAACCUCUUGGUGCUGGAGGCAGAAGCAGAAUUCCUUGCUCCAUUGCUGUGGUUUCUUCAUUACACACAGCCUUCUCACUCCAGAUGGAGCUGGCAGGAACACGAGCUGGGCUGGGCCCAGUGUCAAUGUGAUUGCUUUUGUCAAACCAAAAUUAUUAGUUCAGUUCAACCUACCCACCCACUGCUUUCUCCCUCUCUCCCAUUUUUCAGGUUUAGACUGCAAGCUCUUGAGAGCAGAGUCUUCCUUCUCUUUGUGUGUGUCCCUCUCUGUUGGGCUAAACCUGUUCUUUAGAUUAGUGUGUGCAUUUUAACAACUCGUCUGCCAGGGGCUACUCUCUUCUUUUUGGUGUAGGUAGGAUUGCUCAAUUUUUGUUUCGGUUCUAGCAUGGUGGUAUUGAACCAAAGUUGCUUUCUGUCUUUUUACCACUUUGUUUAAUUCAGUGCAUCAGUGCAUUGCCCUUCAAAGCAUCCCCAAUGUACUGUGUCAGCGAAAAUUAAGAAGAAAUGCAAAGCUUCCUCUACCUUCCCGUCUGCAGGCAAACAGCAAGGAAGCUUCUCAUUUCUCAAGAUUGUUAAGUAACUUAGUCAAAGAACAGAGUAGGAGACAAGAGGGGGAUUUUUUUGUGUUCUGUUUAUUUUUAAAUGGGAAGACUGGUCUAGAUCAUGUUAAUUGGAGUUGCUUGAGGUGCAGUGUGGUUGACCCUUGCAUGUGGAUGCAAGGCUUACCCCAAAUGAUAUACUGUACCAUGCCUCAAAGCAACCCUGUUUAACUUGAUCUAGACUGAUCCCAUCUGUAAUAAUUGGACCAUCUAUUCACACCCUGAGUUCUGAUAUGCAGUGAAGCAAUCACACAGACGGAGGCAUAGCUCUGACCACAUGCUUGCUUAUGCCAGCUUUUGGGCUAUAUGGACUGGCCCUUAAUUGCAAAGGGCAAUGAGGUUUCCUCAGCAGGUUCUGAGGAAGGGGGGAAGGAAGAUGCUGUUGUAGUGGAGCAGGUACUCCAGUAUUUCUGCUUUGAGCUAUCAAUGCUAUUCUUGUGGUGAUGUCUCUUCUGCUGUACAGCUGAGUUGACUCUAGGAAAGCUGGGUGUAGCCAUGACGCCUUGUGGUGUGUUCUUAACCCAGUCUGUGUCUCAUGUAGCACAUAAGGUGCCCUCUAGCUCAGUGCCUAGGAGGUGGUGUAGCACCUCAUGCCAAUAAAACCUGUGGGAUUUUCCCCCUUUGUGACUCAUUCAUAAUUGGUUUUUACUUUGAGAUCCUUUCCUUUGUCUUAGCACUAUUAUAUCUUCUAUGCUCUAUAUGCCUUUAACAUCCGGCUGCUCCCUACAACUUGUCAUUGCAGGGUUAAUCACUACCAGACGGUCAAGUACACCACCAUAGUUGAGAAAUGGUAUGUUUUGAUCCUCGCCAGAUAAUUAGUCCACCCACAUCAAAAGACUAAGUAGCUAGAUCAUUGUCAAUUAAAAGUCUUGUUUGUAGGUAGAGAUGAAAGCAUUGCAGACUUAGAAAAUGGGGAAGCCAACAUGUAGAGCCCAGUCCCAGUGUACUAGCUCCACUUCUUACUUUUGUGCAUUUAGUGCCAAGGUCUGAAGGGGCUUUUAAACAUGUUUGUAAACUCUGUGGAAUGCAGAAGAUGCAUAUCAGGGUUUCCAAUUGCACAAAGGCUUCUCAGCAUGUUGUGUUGGAUGCACUUGAAAUCCUAAUUCAGCCCUUCAUGGUGACAGCAUAAAUGUUGGCACAAGAGGUAGGUGGGGCUUGUGGGGAGUAGGGUAUCUGUGCAUCUCCCAAAGCCCUUCUACCUGCAGAAGAUGAAAUAAUACACUCAUUUAUGAAACAGGAGACACACUAAAAAAGCAGAUAAACAAGACAAUCU
This is a messenger RNA of Pogona vitticeps (central bearded dragon), 3620 nucleotides long. Lineage: Eukaryota; Metazoa; Chordata; Lepidosauria; Squamata; Agamidae. The record is from RefSeq and is a predicted model, not a curated record.